UGUAUGUUUUAUUAUAUAAUAUUUAGGUUAGGCCUUGUUUUAAUUAUUUUUGUAUACUAGUGUCAAAAUAUUCGCCUAUGUUUAUUAAUUUAAUUAUAAGGAGUGAAUUAUAUACUGCACGCCAAUCUCUCGUUCAACGCAAUGUCAGAAACGUCUCAGGAAUCCGAAGCCAAACCGGAACUGAAAAAAACAGGUAUGGAUCCGAAAGCGGUGAAGGACAAAGCGAGCUCGAUCCAAUUGAGUGAGGCAGCCAAGCCAGCAUCCAUCUCCCACAUUGCUCGUCCGGAAGUGCUAAAAGAAGAAGGCAACCGGACCUCCACCAUCAGACGGCUAAGUGAUUUGAAAAGCGACGAUGAUGAUGCAGGCUCUCCUAAUAGUCAAGAAAGCACCCAACAACAAUCCUACCAAAAUAAUGCUGCAAUUGAGUUGAUCAAUAGUGUCACAGGUGCUGAUGAGGAGGGCAGGUCUCGCCAACGGGUUCUCGUAUAUGCUGCCAGGAGGUAUGCUAGUGCUCUGGAGAGAAACCCAGAAGAUUAUGAUGCUCUUUACAACUGGGCAUUGGUUCUUCAGGAAAGUGCAGAUAAUGUUAGUCCAGAUUCUACUUCACCUUCUAAAGAUUCCUUACUAGAGGAGGCUUGUAACAAGUAUGAUGAGGCAACUCGUCUUUGCCCUACAUUUCAUGAUGCUUUCUACAACUGGGCAAUAGCAAUAUCUGAUCGAGCAAAAAUGCGUGGUCGGACCAAGGAGGCUGAAGAACUAUGGGAGCAGGCAACGAAAAACUAUGAAAAAGCUGUCAAACUCAACUGGAACAGUCCUCAGGCGCUAAACAAUUGGGGACUAGCUCUUCAGGAACUCAGUGCGAUUGUUCCAGCACGAGAGAAGCAAAAAAUUGUGAGGGCUGCAAUUAGUAAGUUUCGUGCCGCAAUACAAUUGCAAUUUGAUUUCCAUCGAGCAAUAUACAACCUAGGAACAGUUUUGUAUGGGCUAGCUGAGGAUACCACAGGAACUGGAGGCUCGACAAAUCCAAAAGAAGUUUCCUCAAAUGAGCUGUAUAACCAAUCUGCUAUCUAUAUUGCAGCCGCUCAUGCAUUGAAACCAAAUUACUCAGUUUACAGCAGUGCAUUGAAGCUUGUUCGUUCAAUGCUACCUUUACCCCAUCUCAAAGAGGGAAAUAUGACUGCACCACCAGUAGGAAACGCAAUUGCACCGCAUCGUGAUUGGAAGAGAACAGAAUUCUUUUUGAAUCAUGAAGCACUUCAACAGGUCAUCAAAGCCGAGCAGAAACAAGCUUCUCGAAGCCUCUCUGGCACAAUUGCAGAAGUAACAAAUGAAGAAAACUCAGCUAUCAGAGUUGAGAUUCCAGAUAUUGUGUCUGUAUCAUCAUGUGCUGAUCUAACUCUACCACCAGGUGCAGGCCUCUGCAUUGAUACUACCCAUGGUCCAAUUUUUCUGGUUGCUGACUCGUGGGAAUCUCUAGACGGAUGGCUUGAUGCUAUCCGCUUAGUUUACACAAUUUACGCACGAGGUAAGACCGAUGUUCUCGCCGGUAUCAUUACAGGCUAAGUAUUGUGUUGAGCGUACAUUUUGUCCAAGUCCUUUAGAUCUGUCUUCGAUUUUGAUCUUGUAUAUCAUCAAAUAUUUUGGAAUAAUGUAAGGUUGAGCUAACUUUUAUGUCAAAUUAUUCAUUUGGCAUUUAGAUGAUAAUAUAUUUCUUCUGCUGCUUAUAAGGCAUUUCCAUUCUA
Messenger RNA from Gossypium arboreum, 1742 nucleotides. RefSeq names its product protein HLB1-like. The transcript is spliced from 15 exons. Gene Ontology annotation, molecular function: protein binding. NCBI's taxonomy places the organism in Eukaryota, Viridiplantae, Streptophyta, Magnoliopsida, Malvales, Malvaceae. The coding region runs from base 142 to 1563 and encodes 473 amino acids. The record is from RefSeq and is a predicted model, not a curated record.